Molecule: messenger RNA, 664 nt
Organism: Corvus hawaiiensis (hawaiian crow)
Lineage: Eukaryota; Metazoa; Chordata; Aves; Passeriformes; Corvidae
Gene: RPL17
Product: ribosomal protein L17
Exons: 7
Coding region: 62-616 (184 amino acids)
Biological process (GO): cytoplasmic translation
Cellular component (GO): cytosolic large ribosomal subunit; ribosome
Molecular function (GO): structural constituent of ribosome
Source: RefSeq, a predicted model, not a curated record
UGCCGGCGCGCCCCGCCCUUCCUCUUCCUCUGCCGCCACCGCCCCGAGCUAAGCUCUCAAGAUGGUGCGCUACUCCCUGGAUCCGGAGAACCCCACGAAAUCAUGCAAGUCGCGAGGAUCUAACCUGCGUGUGCACUUCAAGAACACCCGCGAGACCGCGCAGGCCAUCAAGGGCAUGCACAUCCGCAAGGCCACCAAGUACCUGAAGGACGUCACCCUGAAGAAGCAGUGUGUCCCCUUCCGGCGCUACAACGGCGGCGUCGGGAGAUGCGCCCAGGCCAAGCAGUGGGGCUGGACGCAGGGCCGGUGGCCCAAGAAGAGCGCGGAGUUCUUGCUGCACAUGCUGAAGAAUGCAGAGAGCAACGCUGAGCUCAAGGGUCUCGAUGUGGAUUCCCUGGUCAUCGAGCACAUCCAGGUGAACAAGGCUCCCAAGAUGCGCCGGCGCACGUACCGGGCGCACGGCAGGAUCAACCCCUACAUGAGCUCCCCCUGCCACAUCGAGAUGAUCCUCACAGAGAAGGAGCAGAUCGUGCCCAAGCCAGAGGAGGAAGUCGCCCAGAAGAAAAAGAUCUCCCAGAAGAAGCUGAAGAAGCAAAAGCUAAUGGCUCGGGAGUAAAUCUGCAUGGACAGAUGUACAUAAAUAAAGUUUUAAAAUUUGGAUUGA